This is a messenger RNA of Tarenaya hassleriana, 1201 nucleotides long. Its product is annotated as oxygen-evolving enhancer protein 1-2, chloroplastic. The coding region runs from base 151 to 1104 and encodes 317 amino acids. Gene Ontology annotation, cellular component: photosystem II oxygen evolving complex. Gene Ontology annotation, molecular function: oxygen evolving activity. The transcript has 3 exons. NCBI's taxonomy places the organism in Eukaryota, Viridiplantae, Streptophyta, Magnoliopsida, Brassicales, Cleomaceae. Gene Ontology annotation, biological process: photosystem II stabilization; photosystem II assembly. The record is from RefSeq and is a predicted model, not a curated record.
GUGGCGAAGAGAGGACCAGUCGCCAGGUAUCCUCCGAAGCAGACCAAUGAAAAAGCAGGCCUUAUCUUAACCUUAUCUCCUCCCUCCGAUUAUUACAUCUCUUUCUUCUUCUGAUUUCUGUGAACACAAAAACAAAAGGAGUCAGUCGCCAUGGCAGCCUCUCUCCAAGCCGCCGCAACUUUCCUCCAUCAGUCUAAGAUCUCCGCCGCUCCUUCCCGCGGAGGCCAUCUCCGGUCGUCUCGUAUCACCUGCUCAAUCCAGUCUGACCUCAAGGACUUCGCCGGCAAAUGCUCAGACACCGCCAAGAUCGCCGGCUUCGCUCUCGCCACCUCUGCUCUCGUCGUCUCGGGAGCGAAUGCGGAGGGGGUGCCGAAGAGGCUGACGUUUGACGAGAUCCAGAGUAAGACAUACAUGGAGGUGAAGGGGACCGGAACGGCUAACCAGUGCCCGACUAUCGACGGCGGCUCGGAGACGUUCGAGUUCAAGGCUGGUCAAUACUCCGGCAAGAAGUUCUGCUUCGAGCCGACGUCGUUCACCGUCAAGGCCGAGGGUAUCAGCAAGAACGCACCUCCUGAGUUUCAGAACACCAAGCUCAUGACCCGCCUCACCUACACCCUCGAUGAGAUCGAAGGACCCUUUGAUGUCUCUUCCGACGGAACCGUCAAGUUCGUGGAGAAAGACGGCAUCGACUACGCCGCGGUCACCGUCCAGCUUCCGGGAGGGGAGAGAGUGCCGUUCCUGUUCACAGUGAAGCAGCUCGAGGCAUCUGGAAAGCCCGACAGCUUUAGCGGGAAAUUCUUGGUGCCGUCGUACCGUGGCUCGUCCUUCUUGGACCCAAAGGGACGUGGUGGCUCAACCGGUUACGACAACGCGGUGGCCUUACCAGCCGGAGGGAGAGGAGACGAGGAGGAGCUGACGAAGGAGAACAUCAAGAAUGCGGCGUCUUCCACCGGAGAGAUCACUCUGAAGGUCACGAAGAGCAAACCUGAGACGGGAGAGUUGAUCGGAGUGUUCGAGAGCAUUCAGCCUUCGGACACUGACUUGGGCGCUAAGGUUCCUAAGGAUGUUAAGAUCCAAGGCAUUUGGUACGGUCAGCUCGAGUGAUCUUUUCUUGUCCAUUCUCUAUGUAUUUUAUCACAUCUUGAUUUGAAGCUUCUUCCUAAGGAUCUUAUAAUUUCACGUCCUCGGCUACCAACUCGAA